CACUAUAAGGCUCAAUGAUCAACCCAGUUGGCGUAAAUAGUAACUAUUUCAGGGACGGGGCGGGUUGGUCGUAGGGAUAAAUGYCCAUCUGCUCUCCUGUUCCAGUCAGCAUCCAGGGAGUCUCAAACAGAGAGAUGAGAGAAGCACUCAACGACCUGGUGCGGUACUGGAGGCUUUACCUGUUGACGUUGGUAUUGGGAAUUGGGGGAUCAUUUCAAUUGGGGAUGCAAGUUUCCAUCAUGGCUUCUCCAGCUGAGCACAUCCAGAGCUUUGUGAACCAYACCUGGCUGAGGAGGUAUGAGGUUCCAGUAAGCGAUUCAACCAAAAUGCUCAUCUGGUCUUUCAUAGUGUCUGUGUUCAGCCUGGGAGGAUGGGUKGGGGCUAUACACAGUGGCAGCCUCCCUGUCACCUACGGCAGGAAGAAAGCCCUGCUGUUCAACAACAUAGUGGCCCUCGUAGCCGCUGUACUGAUGGUCUUCAGUCGCAUGGCCAAUUCCUUUGAGAUGAUCCUGCUGGGCAGAUUUCUCUAUGGAUAUAAUGCUGGCCUGGGGUGGAACGUGCACCUGAUGUAUCUGGGCGAGAGUUCACCCAAGAAGCUGAGAGGAUUCCUGACCAUCACCAUCAACAUCUUCAAUAACCUGGGGAAGGUCAUGGGUCAGAUUGUUGGAAUCAAGGAGCUGAUGGGUACCGAUGACAUGUGGCCCUGGCUCAUGGCCCUUGGUGGCCUCCCUGCCAUCCUCCAAUUUGUGACCUUGCUGUUCUUCCCUGAGGCUCCCCGCUACCUAUACAUCGACAAGGGAGACACUGAGGGCUGCAAAAAAGCCCUGCACUGGCUGUGGCAGGAGGAUGACCUGCAGAUGGAGAUGGAUGAAAUGGGGAAGGAGAGAGCGAGCAUGCAGGGCCAGAAUGUUAAGACCAUUUGGGAUGUGCUGACUUCUCGCUGUGUCAGGUGGCAGCUGCUGGUUCUGGUCAUCCCUUGUGCCGGCGUUCAGUUCUGUGGGUUUAACGCGAUUUAUUUCUACGCUUUCGACAUCUUCCGUGAAGCUGGAGUAGCAGAGGACAAGAUGCAUUACCUUUCCAUUGGCAUCGGAACAACAGAUCUCAUCACCAUCACUCUCUGUUCUCUGUUGAUAGACCGCGCGGGCAGGAAGAUGCUGAUGGGCUAUGGCUACCUGUUGAUGGGAGUCAUCAUGUCCGUCCUGAUUGUUAUGCUGUCUAUCAAGGACCUGUACUCAUGGUUUCCCUAUGUUAACAUCGCCCUCAUCUUCUCUGUCAUCUGCGUUUAUGGACUAGGACCUUCUGGAAUAGCCAGCACCCUCCCUGCAGAUAUCUUCCUGCAGGCCUGGAGACCGUCCGCUUUCGUCAUUAGCGGCUCCAUCAACUGGUUAAGCCUGUUCUUGAUUGGGAUGUGCUUCCCCUUCAUAGUGGAUGGACUGGGCCAGUUCUGCUUCCUGAUCUUCGUAGCAUACUGCCUCUUCAGCGCAGCGUUCGUACUCUACUUCAUCCCAGAGACCAAAGGCAAGAGCACGGUGGAGAUCAUGGAGGAGUUUAACAAACUCAACUACAAGAACAGGGGAACAGACACCGAAAAGGCUGACUUUGUUAUGGCAACGAAAUUUUAAAGAAAUGUAUUGAGUGGCUUGAGCGAUAUUGGUACACUCUUAGAAAAAAGGGUUCCAAAAGGGUU
Salvelinus sp. IW2-2015 is the source of this 1687-nucleotide messenger RNA. RefSeq names its product solute carrier family 2, facilitated glucose transporter member 11-like. Gene Ontology annotation, biological process: monosaccharide transmembrane transport. Gene Ontology annotation, molecular function: hexose transmembrane transporter activity. Gene Ontology annotation, cellular component: plasma membrane. The record is from RefSeq and is a predicted model, not a curated record. NCBI's taxonomy places the organism in Eukaryota, Metazoa, Chordata, Actinopteri, Salmoniformes, Salmonidae.